Messenger RNA from Colletotrichum higginsianum IMI 349063, 1779 nucleotides. Its product is annotated as Major facilitator superfamily transporter. The record is from RefSeq and is a predicted model, not a curated record. Gene Ontology annotation, molecular function: transmembrane transporter activity. Lineage: Eukaryota; Fungi; Ascomycota; Sordariomycetes; Glomerellales; Glomerellaceae. The coding region runs from base 1 to 1779 and encodes 592 amino acids. The transcript has 2 exons. Gene Ontology annotation, biological process: transmembrane transport. Gene Ontology annotation, cellular component: membrane.
AUGUUACAACAGGCCCCAUCAGGGGGUCCUUUGGAACCUGGCACCCUGAAGACAGCCGACACCUCGACGGACUGUACGGAACCGACGGACCCGACGGGGUUGACGGACUUGUCGGAGGAUGCGCGACCGAGCUCGACGAUGGAGACAAAAGAGUCAGUCGCUGCAGCGCCAGCAAGAGGGCUCCGCUUCUGGGCCAUCGUCGCCGCCCUGGCAGCCAGCAAGCUCAUGCUGGCCCUCGAGAUCACCAUCGUGUCCACCGCCCUGCCGACCAUCGUGCACACGCUCGGCAUGGGGUCGAGCUAUGUGUGGGUUUCCAACGGGGCUGCGCUGGCAAGCGCAGCAAUAGCCCCGCCUCUCGGUCAGCUGUCCGACCUCUUUGGCCGCCGCCAUCCCACCUGCCUAUCCGUGCUUCUCUUCGUUAUCGGCGGUAUCAUCUCCGGCGCCGCAGCCUCCGGCCCGCAGCUCAUCGCCGGUCGGGUGGUCCAGGGCCUCGGCGCAGGCGGCAUCAACGUCAUGUCCGCCAUCGUGGUCUCCGACCUCGUCUCCGUCCGGCACCGAGGGAAGUACAUGGCCGUCAUGCUGACCGCCUACCUGCUGGGCGCCGUGAGCGGCCCGUUGUUGGGGGGCGUGCUGGUCCAGGCCGGCGCCUGGCGGUGGGUGUUUUGGCUGCCUGUGCCGUUUGGCGUCGUGAGCUUUCUGGUCUUGGCUUUUUUCCUGAAAGGAAAGGUCAGGGACGCGGACUCGAGCCGUCGCGAACGCCUCCGGCGCGUAGAUUACGGCGGCAACGUCGUGCUGACGGCCGCGACCGGCUCCAUGUUGUACGCCGUCACGUACGGCGGGUCCGAGUACCUCUGGUCCGAUGCCCGGAUCAUCGCCUCGCUCACCGCCGGCGUGCUAGGGCUGGGCCUGUUCUUGCUCCUGGAGCGACAUCUUUCACGCAGAAGCAGCAGCAACAACGCAGUCGAGCCGGUCAUGCCGCUCCGCCUGCUCAACCACCGGGAGGGGGCCACCGUGGCCGCCGGGGCGUUCGCCAGCAGCCUGCUCAGCAACUGGGCCAACUUUCUGCUGCCGGUGUACUUCCAGGGCGUGCGCAUGUCGACGCCCUCACGGGCCGGCGUGCAGCUGCUGCCCAUCGUCGCCGUCGCCGUCCCCGCGAGCAUCGUCUCCGUUGUCUUGGUGAGCAAGCUCGGGCGGUACAAGGUGCUGCACGUGGCCGGGUUCGCGGGCAUGUGCGUCGCGUGCGGGCUGUUCAGCAUCCUGGACGCCGCGUCGGGGGACGAGGAGUGGAUCUUGAUGGAGGUUCUGUUCUCGCUCGGGCUGGGCAUGGUGAUCAACACGUUGUUGCCGGCGUUCCAAGGUGCGGUGGGCGAGAGCGAUCAGGCGGUCGCCACGAGCACCUUCACGUUCGUGCAGAGCCUGGCCAACAUCUGGAGUGUGACGAUGCCGGCCUCGAUAUUCAACAACAGGUUUGGGGCGCUCGCGGGUCGGAUAUCGGAUGAGCAGGUUAGGGCGCAGUUGGGCGGCGGGAGAGCGUACGGGUUCGCGACACGGGCGUUCUUGGAGGGUCUGCAGGAGAAGGCGAGGGUUGAGGUUGUGGAUGUGUUUGGAGAGGCGGUCAGUGGCGUUUGGUAUGUUGCGGCUGGCAUUGCCGGUGUCGCGGCCUUGCUGGCGUGUGCGGAGGGGGAGGUUGUCUUGAGGGAGAAGUUGGAGACGGAUUUCGCGCUGGAGGAGAAGGUUGGUGGUGAGGUUAAAGUUGAUGAAAGAUCCUCUUCCAAGUAG